Messenger RNA from Acanthosepion pharaonis, 753 nucleotides. The record is from the annotation of a GenBank genome assembly. NCBI's taxonomy places the organism in Eukaryota, Metazoa, Mollusca, Cephalopoda, Sepiida, Sepiidae.
AUGUCAUUUUCUAAUUAUCUAUCUAUCUAUCUAUUUAUUUAUUUAUUUAUUUAUUUAUUUAUCUAUCUAUCUAUCUAUCUAUCUAUCUAUCUAUCUAUCUAUCUAUCUAUCUCACCAAUUGUUUCUUUCGAUUUCUUCCUCUACUCACAUGUAACUGUAUUCAUCUAUCUAUCUAUCUAUCUUUUUCUCCUCUAUGUCGAUGUUAUAUUAUAUAACUUUUUUUUAUUCACAUCUAUCUAUCUAUCUAUCUAUCUAUCUAUCUAUCUAUCUCAAUCAUUAUAUAAUUUAAGUGAGGCUAUGCAUUAUCUAUCUAUCUAUCUAUCUAUCUAUCUAUCUAUCUAUCUAUCUAUCUCAAUCAGCUAUCUAUUAUCAUCUAUCUAUCUAUUAUCAAUCUAUUCAAAUAUCAUUCAUCUAUCUAUCUAUCUAUCUAUCUAUCUAUCUAUCUAUCUAUCUAUUAUUUAUCUAUCUAUCUAUUCAUAUAUCUAUCUAUCUAUCUAUCUCAUAUAUAUAUAUAUAUAUAUAUCUAUCUAUCUAUCUAUCAUUGCAUUAUUUAAGUCAUCUCUCAAUGCAUUAUAUAUAUAUAUAUCUAUCUAUCUAUCUAUCUAUCAUUUAUCUAUUUAUCUAUCCUAUAUAUCAUCAUUAUCUAUCAAUUUAUUCAUAUCUAUCUAUAUCUAUCUAUAUAUAUAUCUAUCUAUCUAUCUAUCUAUCUAUAUAUCUAUGAAUCUAUCUAUAUCCCAUUAUUUCAUUUAUUGA